Messenger RNA from Eruca vesicaria subsp. sativa (arugula), 2067 nucleotides. Lineage: Eukaryota; Viridiplantae; Streptophyta; Magnoliopsida; Brassicales; Brassicaceae. The record is from the annotation of a GenBank genome assembly.
AUGAAACAUAUGCCUACGAAUUUUCGUCCUGAAAACCUUGUCAAGCUUCAAAUGCGGGAUAGCAAACUCCAAAAGUUGUGGGAAGGGGUUCAUUCACUUGCAGGGCUCAUGGUAAUGGAUUUGAAAGAAUCUAAAAAUCUGGAAGAAGUACCAGAUCUUUCUCUGGCCACUAAUCUCCAGACACUUGAUCUUUCUUAUUGCUCGAGUUUGGUGGAGCUUACUUCCUCUAUUCAGUAUCUCAAAAAACUGAAGUGGCUGCAUAUGUCAUACUGUGAAAAUUUGAAGACUCUUCCCACAGGGAUGUACCUCCAGUCUCUUGAUCACCUUAUCCUCGGUGGGUGCUCUCGGCUGAAGAUUCUUCCUGAUAUUUCGACAAACAUCUCAACCCUUAUUCUAGACGAAACAGGGAUUGACGAGUUCGGUUUUAUCUUUCGUCUUAAGAAACCAAUUAGUCUUGGUUUCUGCAAAACGAAGAUUGAGAAAUUGUGGGCAAUGGAGCAGUCACUUGCAGGGCUCAGGGAGAUGGUUUUGGAUGGAUCUAAAAAUCUGGAAGAAGUACCAGAUCUUUCUAUGGCCACUAAUCUCCAGAUACUUCAUCUUGACUAUUGCUCGAGUUUGGUGGAGCUUACUUCCUCUAUUCAGCAUCUCAAUAAACUUAAGACGCUGCAUAUGUCAUACUGUGAAAAUUUGGAGACUCUUCCCACAGGAAUGUACCUCCAGUCUCUUGAUCACCUUUACCUCGGUGGAUGCUCGCGGCUGAAGAUUCUUCCUGAUAUUUCGACAAACAUCUCAAUCCUUAUUCUAGACGAAACAGGGAUUGACGAGUUCAGUUUUAUCUUUCGUCUUAAGAAACCAAUUUUUCUUGGUUUCCGAAAAACGAAGAUUGAGAAAUUGUGGGCAAUAGAGCAGCCACUUACAUCAAUCAUAACCAUGCUGUCUCCAACUUUAAGGAGAUUGUUUCUCUCAAAUAUCCCAAGUCUGGUGGAACUUCCUUCCUCUAUCCAGAAUUUACACAAUCUUGAUAUUCUGGAAAUUACAGAAUGCAUAAAUCUGAAGACUCUUCCCACUGGUAUCAACCUUCAAUAUCUCCAUGACCUUAUCCUCAGAGGAUGUUCACGUUUGCGGACUUUUCCUGAUAUUUCAACCAGCAUAGAACAACUCUAUCUAGGCCGAACAGGGAUUGUAGAGGUUCCUUGGUGGAUCAAUAAGUUCUCUAAGCUCGAAUACCUAGGCAUGGAGAGCUGCAGCAACUUGGAGCGUGUAUCCCUUAACAUUUAUAAACUGAAAGACCUUUUAGUUGACUUUUCAGACUGUGGCGCAUUGACUGAAGCUAGCUGGACUGAUUUUCCAGAUAAUCUUUCCCCAGAAGUCAGUACCUAUUUCAGCUGCCUCAAUUUGGAUCCAGAAGCUCUCCUUCACCAACGUCCAUUUGUUUUUGAGCAAUUGGUCAUGUCAGGUGAAGAAGUGCCGUCAUAUUUCACUCACCGUACAACUGGAACCUCCUCCUCUUUAACCAUCCCUCUACCUCCCACUUCUCUCUCGCAGCCAUUUUUCAGAUUCAGGGCUUGCGUGUUGGGGUUUUUUGACUCUGUGAACACUUAUGGUAAUAAUAUGGUAUUUAUCCGUGUCGACUGUCGGUUUAGAGGCAUAUUUGGGGACAGCUUUGAUUAUUUUGGCCAGCAACAACUUUUUCGAAAAAAUAAGAUUGAUAGUUAUCUAUUUAUAUUUGAGUGUCGUAUCCCUCUAAACAAAGACAUUUCUCCUAUAUGUCAACUAAACUACGAUCACGUGGAUGUACAACUUCAUUUAAGUAAUAGAAUGGACGCUACAUUCAGAUCGAAAAUAUUGGAUCCUCAGGAAUUGCAUCAUCUGAGUAAUAUCAGUGAGUCCAAGUUCAACUUAAAAGGAUGGGGUAUACGACUCGCUGAGGACUGCUUAUCACCGAAGAACCAACUUGGUGAUCCAAAUACUCUUCCACGAGUUUGUGAGGACAAUAUAGUUAAACAAGAGUGUCGAGACAGUUGUGAAGAGACAGAGAACAACAAUAAGCGAAUGCGGAUUACGUGA